Messenger RNA from Phyllopteryx taeniolatus (common seadragon), 866 nucleotides. Its product is annotated as zymogen granule membrane protein 16-like. The transcript has 5 exons. Bases 196 to 681 code for a protein of 161 amino acids. Lineage: Eukaryota; Metazoa; Chordata; Actinopteri; Syngnathiformes; Syngnathidae. The record is from RefSeq and is a predicted model, not a curated record.
UCGCUUCCUUGAAAUUGCUUCAACCAGGAUGUACUGUCUCUAAUCGGCAAUGGGCUCUGGCACACUCGAGGCGUGUUACUAAACCUGCUCUCAUAUAAGAAACAGAAGAAUUAGAGCCGCACACGCUGAUCUUUGAGCCCUUGCAUGUAAAAUCUGUACAUGCCAGUUGUUGUGGGAUCAGAGAAAUAAGACAGAAUGCAUUCUAUUGCGAUCAUCACUCUUCUCAUGCUCACUGUAUUUCCAACUGUCCAGCCUGAAAUGUACUCGUUUAGCCAACCAGUGGGCCCGGGGGGAGGUGACUCAUUCACUCUCUCUGGAGAUGGUGCCAUCACAGCUGUCCGGCUAUGGGAGAGAUACUACAGUAUCGUCACUGGAAUUCAAUUCCGCUAUGGUCCAAUCUGGUCUCCUGUAGUUGGCAAAGAAAAUGGCAUGGUCAAGGAGAUUCAGUUGUUCAAGGAUGAAACCAUUAUUCAGAUUUCUGGAAAGUACACCAACGUCAUGCAGUCAAUCGUGCUCGUCACUAAUAAGGGGCGAGCACUGCAUGCAGGUCAGCCCCGCGGCACUUCCUUCAACAUGUAUGCCGACAACAAGGAAACCCAGCUUCGCCUGCUCAGCGGCCAAUACAGAAAUGGCUUCACUUUCUUUGGGUCACAUUGGGGCGUACCUCAUUAUUAUUUAUAAAUUGUAGCUAACUUUUCCUCUACUUUGCUCUUUAAAACUUCAUUCAAGAGGCCUUACUUUAAGUUUGUCUUGAUUGGAAGCACUACCAGUGGACUUGCACAGAACAAAUGUAUUCAUAUGAGGGCAUUUUUUUCUUUGCUUUUAACUGUCUUAAUCAAAUUAAAGAUGAUUGAUGAUACUUUGAA